This is a messenger RNA of Menidia menidia (Atlantic silverside), 1564 nucleotides long. The record is from the annotation of a GenBank genome assembly. Lineage: Eukaryota; Metazoa; Chordata; Actinopteri; Atheriniformes; Atherinopsidae.
UGAGCAAAUACUAUAAGAGAGAUGACAACCCUGUGGUGGGGCAUCAUACAGGUGAGCACUCACAUUCUUCCUCCCCAUCAUCCACUGCCUGCGGACAUUACUUCAAUAUACCAGACACAAGGGAGCACUUUGAACUAAAUGUACAACUUUUGUUGUGCUCAUUUCUUGAGAUUAAUUUUUUGAUGCCGUGCGACUGUCUGAAAAGUUACAGAAGUGUAUAGAGAAUGUUGACGGGAAUGGAAAUGAUGGCGUGUGUGACUGAAAUCAAGCUUAGCGAGGGCCGAGGGGCCUGGAGCAGAGCGGCUCCCUCCUCCUACCAUGAGGUGGAUCUGGAAGUCAUUGAGGAGUACCUACAAGAGCAUUCUUUAGAGGUCCAGCCUGCUCACACACCUGCAUCAUCCAUGACCACCGUUGGACAACAGAUGCACACACACUCCCACUCCCACCAGGAGGCCAGGAUUAUAGAGAAUAGCUGGUCAGGUCAACAUGCGUAUGAGUGGCACUGUGGCUCUCACACUCCAAACGAAGAAUACAAAGAGCCUGCCCCAGUCUGGCCUAGUCCUCAUGACAACCAGUGGGAAAACAUUGCACAUGCCUUUGAGGCACCUGCAUACACUGACUCAGAUUCACAGUCCAGCAGUUCUCAGUACCACGAUUACCAAGACUCACCGUCUCCCAUGUCUGACAGAGGGGACGGGAAGGAAAGACACUCAUUGCCCCUUGCACCACUGUCAGUAAAAAGGAAGGAGCGCCUGUUCCAGUUCCUGUUUGAGAUGCUUCAGACACCAUCGAUGCGGAGCUGCAUCUGGUGGGUCCAGUCCUCAUCUGGCACCUUUCAGUUCUCCUCCCAAAAUAAGGAGAGCCUGGCUCAGCUGUGGGGACGACGAAAGGGGAAUCGCAAGACCAUGACCUACCAGAAAAUGGCACGGGCGCUGAGAAAUUACUCCAGAACCGGCGAAAUUCACAAAGUGAAAAGGAAGCUGACCUACAGAUUUGAUGAGAAGACACUGAGAGGCCUACAAGGAGACUCUAAUAUAAUGUAGAUAGUGUGAAAGAAAGUGGAUAUAACCAUAGAAAUGGAAUGAAUGAAAAAGACAUUAAAGGAAAUCCCUUGAUGUAUUUUCCAUUAAUUCUAAUUCUAGGGUCUUUUGAAUAGCGAGUAAAUACUGAGUAUUUAAAAAGCCAGGGCAUGGAAAACUGUUAGUCAAAACUUUUUGUAAAUGAAAAACCAUCCUAGAGUUACAAUAAAGAGUUUGCUAAGAAUUGUGAAAUUGAAAGAAACAUGCUAACCCUAAUGGUAGGCCAUGUGUUCAGGGUCAGCUGGCAUUACGUUGAGUAAAUCUAAAAGAUUAUUAUUCUGUUAUAUCUACUUUAUAAGUAGAAUUUAAACCUUUCUCAAAGUAAAAGUUGUGUUUCUUUUUUCUUUGGGUGAUUCCCGUAAUGCAGACAUUCAUCUCAUAGUACAUGAUCAUUUUGUAAAACGUUAACAGAAUUACAUUGUGUGAUCCGUCCAUGUUGAAAUAUCUUUUUUAAGAUAAAAUCAAAUAAACUAAAAAUAUCCUCU